Colius striatus (speckled mousebird) is the source of this 8155-nucleotide messenger RNA. RefSeq names its product neogenin 1 (gene NEO1). Gene Ontology annotation, biological process: cell-cell adhesion. Gene Ontology annotation, cellular component: membrane. Gene Ontology annotation, molecular function: protein binding. Bases 1189 to 5445 code for a protein of 1418 amino acids. The record is from RefSeq and is a predicted model, not a curated record. NCBI's taxonomy places the organism in Eukaryota, Metazoa, Chordata, Aves, Coliiformes, Coliidae. The transcript is spliced from 29 exons.
AGUUAUCUGUUGUAGAUGAACUUUGCAAGAAAAACCGAACAAGUGGACAAACCAAGCCGGUGCUGGUGCCCAACACUGAACAUACUGUUUCCCCUGGCCUGGAUAUUCAUCUUGAUGGAUGAGACAGAAGUUAUGACCUGCUCCAGUGAACAUCUACAGAGGAUGAAAGAUAUAAGAAUGUUGUUUGUUUGUUUGAUGCAAGAUGCAAGAGGGAAUACAAGAAUGAUGUUUGUCUGUUGAAGAGUGGGGGUACUGGUUAAUGAGAGUAUAUAAGAAUGUAUAUGGAUUGUUAUGAUGGUUUGUCUGAGCAUGACAUAAAUGGUAUGGAAUAAGGGGUGGAGACUGUAGUGGGUCUGGGACGGUAGUGAUUUUCCACAGCAGCUCCUGCAGUGCUGUGCUUACUGUUGAUAUCAAUAUUAUGACUACCGCUUGCACAACAUCGGGGCUGUCCCUCCAGCAUUCCUUCCCCCACCUUCACCAAUAGCUGUGAGUGGGCAUGAUCUUGGGAGGGACUAUGGCCAGGACAGCUGACCCAGGCUGACCAAGGAGAUAUUCCAUACCAUAUGACGUCAGCUCAGGAAUAUAAACUGGGGGAAAGGAGCAGGAAGGGGAGGCGAGAUUCAUUUCUGGCCUUCCCAAAGCAACCGCUACGCGUACUGCAGCCCUGCUUCUCGGGAGGUGGCCGGACAUCGCUGCUGAUGGGAAGUAGAGAGUAACAGCUUAUCUGCUUCUGCUUUGCUUCCCGCGCGCGCGGCUUUGCUGCUUAUUUAUUAAACUGCUUUUAUCUCAACCCACGAGAUUCCCAUCUUAUUUUCUCCCCUUCCCUGGCUUGCUGAGGAGGUGGGGGAUAAAGCGGUGUGGUGGGCACCUGGCAUCCAGCCAGGCUCAAACUACCACAAACAUUCAGUUACAACAAUAAGCUUACAACUUUUUUAGCCCUGAAUAGCAAAAGGCAUAAGCAAGCUAAUGCACCUAAUCAUUACUAUGGGGAAAUGGAUAUAGUGAUUAAGAAAGAUACAUCACCAGUUGUUGUAUUGGUAUAUUACCAUCAUCCGGAUCUGCAGUGUCUGGGGAGCCCCGGUUGCAGUGAUCAUGUGGAGAGCCUGACCCAUCCAUUGGGACACAGUGCGGCCACUCAUAGGAUCCCUUGUGAGAACCUUCACUCCUUUUUACUUUCUGGUUGAGCCAAUGGAUAUUUUAUCAGUUCGUGGAGCUUCAGUUAUAAUGAACUGUUCAGCUUAUUGUGAAACUCCUCCAAAAAUUGAAUGGAAAAAAGAUGGGACUUUCCUAAACUUGGUGUCAGAUGACCGUCGCCAGUUGCUACCAGAUGGAUCUUUAUUAAUAAACAGUGUGGUGCAUUCCAAGCAUAAUAAACCUGAUGAAGGAUAUUAUCAGUGUGUGGCAACUGUGGAAAGCCUGGGGACCAUUGUCAGCAGAACAGCAAAGCUCACGGUAGCAGGCCUUCCCAGGUUCACCAGUCAACCAGAGUCAUUGUCUGUCUAUAAAGGAAACAGUGCAAUCCUUAACUGUGAAGUCAACGUUGACCUUGCACCAUUUGUGAGGUGGGAGCAGGAUCGCCAGCCAGUCUUUCUGGAUGAUCGUGUAUUUAAGUUACCAAGUGGAGCUCUAAUUAUUAGCAAUGCUACUGAUAUGGAUGGAGGACUCUAUCGCUGUAUCAUUGAAAGUGGUGGGACCCUCAAAUAUAGUGAUGAAGCAGAGCUCAAAAUUCUCCCAGAUCCAGAAGUUCCACAGAGCUUGAUGUUUGUGAGGCAACCUUCUUCACUUACUAAAGUUACCGGGCAAAGUGCAUUUUUCCCAUGUGUUGCUGUAGGAUUUCCAACCCCUUAUAUCAGGUGGACAAGAAAUGAAGAAGAACUUAUCACUGAAGGCUAUGAAAGAUUUCUUCUACUUGUGGGAGGCAGCCUGGAGAUCAGUGAUGUUACGGUGGAGGACGUGGGGACAUACACCUGCAUAGCUGAUAAUGGCAAUGAGACAAUUGAAGCUCAAGCAGAACUUACAGUUCAAGUUCCUCCUGAAUUUCUGAAGCGACCUGCUAAUAUUUAUGCUCACGAAUCUAUGGACAUUGUGUUUGAGUGUGAGGUGACUGGAAAACCUACUCCAACUGUGAAAUGGGUCAAGAACGGAGACAUGGUGAUACCAAGUGACUAUUUCAAAAUUGUUAAAGAACAUAAUCUGCAAGUUUUGGGUCUGGUAAAGUCAGAUGAAGGAUUCUAUCAGUGCAUUGCAGAAAACGAUGUUGGAAAUGCACAGGCUGGAGCCCAGCUGGUAAUACUUGACCUUGAUGUUGCCAUCCCAACAUUACCUCCCACUUCACUGACCAGUGCCACUAAUGACCAUCUAGCACCAGCUACAACAGGACCAUUGCCUUCAGCCCCACGGGACAUCGUGGCCACUCUCGUCUCCACUCGCUUCAUCAGAUUGACGUGGCGGACGCCUGCAUCAGACCCUCAAGGAGACAACCUCACCUAUUCGAUCUUCUACACCAAGGAAGGUAUAAACAGGGAACGUGUUGAAAAUACAAGUCGUGCUGGAGAGACACAAGUGAUGAUCCAAAACCUGAUGCCAGAAACAGUUUAUGUCUUUCGAGUUGUGGCUCAGAACAAGCAUGGCCCUGGCGAGAGCUCAGUGCCACUGAAGGUGGCAACUCAGCCUGAGGUUCAGCUUCCUGGUCCAGCACCCAAUAUUCGAGCAUACGCCACUUCUCCCACCUCCGUUACUGUCACCUGGGAAACACCACUGUCUGGCAAUGGAGAAAUCCAGAACUACAAGCUCUACUACGUGGAGAAGGGGCAGGACACUGAACAGGAUGUGGAUGUAGGAGGACUCUCCCACACCAUUAACGGACUGAAGAAAUACACAGAGUAUAGUUUCCGUGUGGUAGCUUACAAUAAACACGGUCCCGGUGUCUCAACCCAUGAUGUUGUUGUACGAACAUUGUCAGAUGUCCCCAGUGCUCCACCUCAGAAUCUGACACUGGAGGUGCGGAAUUCUAAGAGCAUCAUGCUUCACUGGCAGCCACCUCCUGCAGGGACACACAGUGGACAAAUCAUUGGCUACAAAAUUCGCUACCGGAAAGUGUCCCGCAAGAGUGAUGUAACAGAGAGCAUUGGUGGGACCCAGCUGUUUCAAUUAAUUGAAGGUCUUGAACGAGGGACAGAAUACAGCUUCCGAGUGGCUGCCUUGACAGUUAAUGGCACCGGACCAGCAACUGACUGGGUAUCAUCAGAAACAUUUGAGAGUGAUCUAGAUGAAACUCGUGUUCCUGAAGUUCCCAGUUCCUUACAUGUCCGGCCGCUUGUCACCAGUAUUGUUGUGAGCUGGACUCCACCUGAAAACCAGAACAUCAUGGUGAGAGGUUAUGCUAUAGGGUAUGGCAUCGGCAGCCCUCACGCUCAGACCAUCAAGGUGGACUAUAAACAGAGAUACUACACCAUUGAAAACCUGGACCCAAGUUCCCAUUAUGUCAUAACUCUGAAAGCCUUCAACAAUGUUGGGGAAGGAAUCCCUCUCUACGAGAGCGCAGUGACCCGACCUCACUCAGACACUUCCGAGGUUGAUUUGUUUGUUAUUAAUGCUCCAUACACUCCAGUGCCAGAUCCAUCUCCCAUGAUGCCACCAGUGGGAGUUCAGGCUUCAAUCCUGAGCCAUGACACCAUACGGAUCACUUGGGCAGACAACUCUCUGCCAAAGAACCAGAAGAUCACAGAUGCUCGCUACUACACAGUGCGCUGGAAAACCAAUAUUCCUGCAAAUACCAAGUACAAGACUGCUAAUGCAACCACUUUGAGCUAUUUGGUGACUGGGUUAAAACCAAAUACCUUGUAUGAAUUUUCCGUGAUGGUGACUAAAGGUCGAAGGUCGAGUACUUGGAGUAUGACAGCACAUGGAACUACUUUUGAAUUAGUUCCGACUUCUCCUCCCAAAGAUGUGACUGUGGUCAGCAAAGAGGGAAAACCUCGGACAAUAAUCGUUAACUGGCAGCCUCCAUCUGAAGCCAAUGGCAAAAUUACAGGAUAUAUAAUUUACUACAGUACGGAUGUGAAUGCUGAAAUACAUGACUGGGUUAUCGAACCUGUUGUGGGAAACAGACUGACCCAUCAGAUACAAGAACUGACCCUUGAUACACCAUAUUAUUUCAAAAUUCAGGCCCGCAACUCAAAGGGCAUGGGGCCUAUGUCUGAGGCCGUUCAGUUCAGAACCCCAAAAGCUGAAUCCUCAGAUAAAAUGCCUAAUGACCAAGCAUCAGGAUCUGCGGGGAAAGGCAGCCGCCCAGUGGACACAGGCCCGGAGUACAAACCACCGCUCGGAGGCAGUAACAGUCCCCAUGGAAGUCCUACUUCUGCCUUGGACAGCAACAUGCUUCUUGUGAUCAUAGUCUCUGUCGGAGUGAUCACCAUUGUGAUAGUGGUGAUAGUUGCCGUCUUCUGCACCCGCCGUACAACUUCUCACCAAAAAAAGAAACGAGCUGCCUGCAAAUCGGUUAAUGGCUCCCAUAAGUACAAAGGAAACUCCAAAGAUGUCAAGCCUCCUGACCUUUGGAUUCACCACGAAAGACUAGAGCUAAAACCCAUUGAUAAAUCUCCAGAUCCCAACCCAAUCAUGACAGAUACCCCAAUCCCACGCAACUCCCAAGACAUCACCCCAGUCGAUAAUUCCAUGGACAGCAAUAUCCAUCAAAGGCGGAAUUCCUACAGAGGGCAUGAGUCAGAGGAUAGCAUGUCCACACUGGCAGGAAGAAGGGGGAUGAGGCCCAAGAUGAUGAUGCCUUUUGAUUCUCAGCCACCUCAGCCUGUGGUUAGUGCUCAUCCCAUCCAUUCACUCGAUAACCCUCACCAUCAUUUCCACUCCGGCAGCCUCGCUUCUCAAACUCGCAGCUAUCUCCAUCACCAGAUCAACCCGUGGCCACUUGGCACGUCCAUGUCCCAUUCAGACAGGGCCAGUUCCACAGAAUCUGUUCGAAACACCCCCAGCACAGACACUAUGCCGGCUGCCUCGGCCCAGACCUGUGCUGACCACCAGGAACCUGAAAGCACCCCAGGAUCUUACCUGUCUAAUGCACAACAGGAGGAUUCGUCUCAAAACCUCCCCACAGCACAUGUCCGUCCUUCCCACCCGCUGAAGAGCUUUGCGGUGCCAGCGGUUCCACUGGCUGCUUCCCCAUACGACCCCACACUGCCAAGCACACCCUUACUGACCCAGCAAGCUUCUAGCCAUCCUGUUCACUCGGUGAAGACUGCAUCCAUUGGGACUUUAGGAAGAACUCGACCUCCGAUGCCAGUGGUAGUUCCCAGUGCCCCCGAUGUGCAGGAGACCACCAGGAUGCUCGAGGACUCGGAAAGCAGUUAUGAACCAGAUGAGCUGACCAAAGAGAUGGCCCACCUGGAAGGACUUAUGAAGGACCUUAAUGCCAUCACUACAGCAUGACCACCUUCACCAGGACAUAACUCCAAACAGCUUUGCAAGUCUGGGGACUCUGCCUUGGAACACAAGGAAUUGUACAGAGGGAAACAUUUAAAAAGAGGAAAAAAUGUAAAAAAAACCAAACAGGAAGAAGGACAGCACACAAGAGCACACAACCAACCAGUGCCCUCGUGCUACCGCUGCUCAGAGACCACCCUUGUCAUUGUCCUGCAAUGAAGUCAUUGCCAAGUUGAAUUCCUGCUGACAUCAUGCAGGAUGGGACGUGUCAGGCUGAAGUCCAGCAGCCAGACAAAAGGAAAAAAAAUGAACUUGACUUUUUGUUUUUCUGGUCAGGUUUUGUCUCAGUGGUGUGAUUGCCCUGCCUUUUCAGUGUUGGACAUUUGCAUUUAUGUACAAUUUUGUGUUUUUAUUUUAUCUUUUUUUAUAAAAAGGAAAAAAUAUUGUAAUCAAAAAAAAAAAAAAAAAGGAGAAACUGUUUUUUUUCCACAGCCUAGACUGACAUUUGACUGCUUGUUCUAUUGUGUAGGAAAAUUCAUUGCCAGCAUGGAUUGUUCUGUUUUGGUUUUUAUUCUGCGUAUAAUUCCGUCCCCUCCUGGCAGUUAAUCCAUGGCCUUUUAGGAUGCUGCACUGCUAUUUGUAAGCUUUUUUUUAUUAUUUUUAUAUUAUAAUUAUUAAAAGCCUGACUCUCUCCUCUCAUCACUGUGAGAUUAUCAAUCUGUUUGAAUUGAAAUGUAAUUUGAAAGGCUUGUUUGUCGCUUUUUGUGCAGUUUCAAUAUUUUGAGUGGGGAAAAAUAGAUGGGAAAGGGGAGGGGAUCCCGGGGGAGGUUUCAUUGUUGUUGUUUUAUUGUCUUUCUACAUCGGCUCGAAAGACUGAGGAAAAUGAAAGCAUCUUCUGUAACUCCCUUCCUUGUAACUUCAGCAUACUGUGUCUUUGGUUACCUAAUUGCAGCCAGAGUCUCAUUUAGAAACAUUAAAAAGAGUAAUUCCUCCUGUAAAAUAGAGUUCCUUAUGUUUAGAUACUACAGCUUAUUUUGGCAACAGUGCUCUGUUUUGUUGUUGUUAGGUUAAAGAUGGCAUUGGGAAACUCUGAACUGCAGUUUGCGUGCUCCUUCAGCAGGGAGCUCUGAGCCCAGGCAGCAGCAUGCGGUGCUUAACCCUCUGCCUGGCUUGGGGCCACCUGCACCUCCCAGAGCAGAGAGCUAUUGGCCUCUUCCCAAGCAGCAGCACACCCCAUCAUGCUUUUCAGAACACCACGUGUCCACAGGAUCCUUCAGCAGUGAGUCAACCCCAGUGCAGUUUCUCUAGCCCAGGCCAUUGAAACAAGAAUCCUUCUCUUAAGGGAUUCUUCAUAUAUAAGCAAGGCAAAAACAUAUUUUUCUACACUUCUGAAACCAUUUGAAAAGAAAAACUGCGUUAGCGACUCAGGUGCUGUUCAUAGAUGUGUCUAGAAAGAAGGGCAAGUUAAAAGGGAACUCGGAUGUGAGGGGAAGGACAAGGGCUUGUUCUUUUCUCCAGGUACGAUUGCCUGGCUUCACUGUAGUCCAUGAGGAGGAACAGCUUAAAAAGAGGGACUGUAUUUUAGUACAAAAAGGAAAAACAGUCCUACCCAGCUACCUGAGCUACUCAUGCACAUUUCACUUUUUAAAGAUGAAAGGAAGCUCAAAACUUAGCGAUGAUAGAAAUGGAGACUCUUGGGCAGCGAGGUGACUUGGCAUUCAGCAGUGACAGCGGAGGCUGCGCAGGUAACGUGUGCCUUGGGCAUGGGGCUGCUGCCACCGUCACCCUGCCUCUGCUUGAGGGCGGCACCUGCUGGAACCCGAAGAGGAAAUGCUGUAAUCUGCUUAAAUUUGAAUUAAAAAAACCCAACAAACCCACCCAAGAAUUUUGCUUCAUUUAUUUUUUCCUAUCCAUUUGGUGAAAGCGAAUGCUCUGGGCCCAUUUUCAUAGUCCCUGUCAGCAAGAGAAGGGUGAGCCAACGUAGUAUCUUGGAGAGGAGCAGAGCCUUGUUUUGCAGUUUUUACUUCCUUUCUUUUCCUGGACCCUUUGUGUUUGUUGGGUUUAUUUAUUAUGUGAGGGGGGAGGGAAUCAAAUGAGCACCGCAGGCCACUUGGAUAUUCGAUGUUUGGACUUCUAAUCAAUACAAUUCAGGGCAGAAUAAGCUACAGAAUAUGUGUUUAAAUAAUAAAAUAGGCACCCUGUCUGGAAAGGAGGGGGUGUAUCUUUUCCUUUGCCUAUUUUUUACCUAUACCCAAAGAAAUACCAUCAUACAUACACAGUGUUCUUAGCUGGUGGGUCUUUGUGAAUAUUACUUAUGUAUAACACCAUGAAUGUUAAUAUUGUCAUUGAAUUUGGGGAGGGGGAAUAUUUUUAAUGAUAAAACAACUGUUCAAAGUUGUUUUUUUUAAGGUUAAACUAAAAAAAAAAACAUUUAUUCAAUUCAGUGUACAAUCUGUAUUGCACUUUUUCAUAUUUUAAUGCUACAUUUUCUUACAUAUCCUGUGAUUUUACAUUUGGAAUGAUGUGUAUCCUUGCAGUGUCAUAGUUGAGCUGUUGAGUGACAGCUUCCCUCAGAGAUAUUUGGGGAAAAAAACAAACAUGUAUAUUGUUUUAUGAUUCUCAUGUAGAAUAAUUUUGAGGACUGCUGUAGAUGCCUACCUUUCUGUAUAUUUUUUUUGCUUUUCUGUAGUAUUUGCUGUAUACUCUAUGGCUUUUU